AUGGCGUCGCGUCCUCAGAAUGUCGGCAUCCUCGCCAUGGAGCUCUACGUCCCACCCAGCUUCGUCUCCCAGACGGAGUUGGAGGUGCACGACGGCGUGAGUGCGGGCAAGUACACCAUCGGGUUGGGGCAGGACGAGCUUGGUUUCUGCUGCGACCAGGAAGACGUCAUCUCCAUGAGCCUGACUGUUGCCCAACGGCUCUUAGAGAAGAACGGCGUAGACGCAUCACGCAUAGGGCGGCUGGAGGUGGGCACAGAGACAGUGAUCGACAAGAGCAAGUCCAUCAAGACCGCCAUCAUGACUCUCUUUGAGGCCAGCGGCAACGCUGACGUGGAGGGCGUUGAUUCGUGCAACGCGUGCUACGGUGGCACGGCUGCGCUGCUGAACAGCGUUAAUUGGGUGGAGGGGUCGUCGUGGGACGGCCGUUUUGCCAUCGUUGUUGCUGUUGACAGCGCUGUGUACGCGGAGGGCCCAGCGCGGCCAACAGGAGGAGCAGGCGCGGUGGCGAUGCUGGUGGGGCCAGACGCGCCCCUGGCAUUCGAGAGUGGGCUGGCGGGCAGCUAUGCCGCCCAUGCGUACGACUUUUACAAGCCCAAACUCGCCAGUGAAUACCCUGUGGUGGACGGCAAGCUAUCUCAGACGUGCUACACUAAGGCGCUCGACCACUGCUACCAACGCUUCUGUGACAAGUACGCCAAGAAGCAUGGCUCUGCGUUCUCACUGGCUGAUACUGAAUCCGUGGUCUUCCACUCUCCCUACAACAAGCUGGUGCAGAAGAGUCUGGCACGGCUAGUGUUCAAUGAUGUGAAGAGGGGAGUGAGCAGCGCAUAUCUGGGUGCAGGAGAGGCGGACGCACUGCAGCCGUUUGUGGGGCUGGAGGAAGAGAAGAGCCUCGUGGACCGAGACCUGGAGAAGACGGCCAUGCGGGUGGCAGGGCCGGUGUACAGCAGCAAGGUGGGCCCCACCACCCUCGUGGGCAAGCGUGUGGGCAACAUGUACUGCGCCUCGCUCUAUGGCAGCCUCUCAUCGCUUCUUGCACAGCAAGGGCAGCAACUGGAGGGCCAUCGCAUAUUGCUCUUCUCGUAUGGCUCUGGCCUCAUGUCCACCCUCUUCUCGCUUACCGUGCGCCAAGCUGCUGACCCAUUCUCCCUCGCCACACUCACCUCUCAUCUGGAUGUGCACCAGCUGCUCGAGUCUCGCACCAAGGUAACACCAGAGGAGUUUGUCAAGACAAUGCAUCUGAUGGAAUCCCGAUACGGUGCAUGCUCCUUCACCCCAGCCACUCCCACAGAUCGCCUUCAGCCCGGCACUUACUACCUCACGCAGGUGGAUGAUUUGUACCGGCGAACGUAUGCGCGGAAAGGUGUAGAUGCUGAUAAGGCAUCUGUUGAUGGCGCAGUUGAGGCUGCUUCAAACGGAGUUGUGGUGUAG
Molecule: messenger RNA, 1431 nt
Organism: Closterium sp. NIES-65
Lineage: Eukaryota; Viridiplantae; Streptophyta; Zygnematophyceae; Desmidiales; Closteriaceae
Source: the annotation of a GenBank genome assembly